CUGAGUUUUGCUACUGGUGCCGGUGUAAUUAUAGGCGCGGGUGCUGCUUCAGGAAUUGCAACUAAUGUCGGAAUUGCUGUGCUUGCAUCUAUUUUUGGUGCAACUGGUGCGGGAUUAGCUGGUUAUAAAAUGAACAAGCGUGUUGGAGCUAUUGAUGAAUUUGUCAUCGAAUCUUUGACAGAAGGUAGCAGCCUCCAUUGCGUUUUGACAGUCAGUGGAUGGAUAGAAGAUGAUAGCAAGAAUGCUUUUCGAAAACAGUGGCGCCAUUUAUGGAUGUCUCGUGAGCAAUUCACUUUGCGCUAUGAAAGCAAAUAUCUCAUAGAACUUGGAAAAGCCAUUGAAUAUUUAAUGUCAUUUGCUGUUUCCGUCGCCAUACAGCAAACUCUUAUGGAAACUGCGUUAGCUGGUUGUUAUUUUGUCGGAGAUUUCCUAGCUGAAAUACUACUUCGACGUGCUCACGGGAAAUAUCCAAUCACUUUAAUAGGUUUCUCUCUCGGUGCUCGCGUAAUUUACCAUUGUCUUCUUACAAUGAGCCAAAGGGCUGAUUAUGCAGGCAUUAUUGAAGAUGUUGUGCUUCUUGGAGCUCCAGUUUCAGCUUCUUCUAGACAAUGGCAUCAAAUGUGCCGUGUUGUUGGGGGUCGGAUCAUAAACGGAUAUUCCACAUCUGAUUGGCUUCUCAGGUUUUUAUACCGGACAAUGAAUAUACAAUUCGCUAUUGCUGGAAUCGGACCCAUUGAUAGCCAAAAGAAUCGCAAGAUUGUCAAUUUUAAUUUAUCGCACUUAAUUAAUGGGCAUUUGGAUUAUUCCCGUAAACUGACUGAAGUGCUAAAAGCAGUUGGUAUUAAAGUAACUCCGCAUAGAGAGAACUCCUCGUUUAAUUUAUCUCAGGUCGCUAAAGAAGUUGACCUCGAAGAAGCAAUAAACAGAUCGAAUAUAAUUACUGAUGCCAAAAUCAAAAAUACCGUCGAAUUUGAUGUGAAUUUAUAUUCGGAUUCAGAUCGUAUUGUAUAA
Dracunculus medinensis (Guinea worm) is the source of this 1011-nucleotide messenger RNA. NCBI's taxonomy places the organism in Eukaryota, Metazoa, Nematoda, Chromadorea, Rhabditida, Dracunculidae. The record is from the annotation of a GenBank genome assembly.